AUGCUGCCUUGCCUUGCCCUGCUUCUCCUGAAAGAGCUGUCCGUGUGCACUGUGGCAGGUGAUGGUGGAGAGGAACAGACACUCAGCACUGAAGCAGAGACCUGGGUAAUUGUGGCCUUGGAGGAAGGCGCUGGCCCCAGCAUUCAGCUCCAGCUGCAGGAGGUGAAGACGGGCAAGGCAAGCCAGUUCUUUGGGCUGAUGGGGAAGCGAGUGGGGGGUGAGUGA
Messenger RNA from Gorilla gorilla gorilla (western lowland gorilla), 225 nucleotides. RefSeq names its product tachykinin precursor 4 (gene TAC4). Gene Ontology annotation, biological process: inflammatory response; tachykinin receptor signaling pathway; positive regulation of cytosolic calcium ion concentration. Gene Ontology annotation, molecular function: substance P receptor binding. The coding region runs from base 1 to 225 and encodes 74 amino acids. The record is from RefSeq and is a predicted model, not a curated record. Lineage: Eukaryota; Metazoa; Chordata; Mammalia; Primates; Hominidae. The transcript is spliced from 2 exons.